This is a messenger RNA of Loxodonta africana (African savanna elephant), 4567 nucleotides long. It is a transcript of the gene NUDCD2, whose product is annotated as NudC domain containing 2. The record is from RefSeq and is a predicted model, not a curated record. Gene Ontology annotation, biological process: protein folding. The transcript has 4 exons. The coding region runs from base 1 to 474 and encodes 157 amino acids. Gene Ontology annotation, cellular component: cytoplasm. Lineage: Eukaryota; Metazoa; Chordata; Mammalia; Proboscidea; Elephantidae.
AUGUCGGCCCCGUUUGAGGAACGCAGUGGGGUGGUUCCUUGCAGUACGCCGUGGGGCCAGUGGUACCAGACCCUGGAGGAGGUGUUCAUUGAAGUUCAAGUGCCGCCAGGCACUCGCGCCCAGGAUAUCCAGUGCGGCCUGCAGAGCCGACAUGUGGCGCUGGCCGUGGGUGGCCGCGAGAUCCUCAAGGGCAAACUCUUUGAUUCUACAAUAGCUGAUGAAGGAACAUGGACAUUGGAGGACAGAAAAAUGGUCCGUAUUGUUCUUACAAAGACAAAAAGAGAUGCAGCAAAUUGCUGGACCUCUCUUCUAGAAUCUGAAUAUGCAGCUGAUCCUUGGGUACAAGACCAAAUGCAGAGAAAGCUUACAUUGGAGAGAUUCCAGAAAGAAAAUCCUGGUUUUGAUUUCAGUGGAGCAGAAAUCUCAGGAAACUACACUAAAGGUGGACCAGAUUUCUCAAACCUUGAGAAAUAACAGCUGUUUUUUUUUUCUUCUGUAUUCCGUGGAUCUUUGCAGAUGUUGCCAACCUCAUCAAAGAAACAGAUUAUGUAGUAAGAGAAAAAUGUGGAUGCCUACAAUUAACAAACUACAAAAUAGAUUUAAAAGUGGUUUUAAAUAGUGCAUUCAAAUAUGGUUUUUAAAGGAAACACCUUAAAUAUGUGGGGACUCUUCUAUGAAUAUAUGGUAACCUUUUUGGACUUAUUUUUGCUUAGCAUGAAGUUUUAUAUGCUUCAUUUUACUAAUUUCAUACUUAACCUAUAUUUUUAAUACAAAAAAGCAUGAGGGCAUAAAUUAUGUAAAAUGGCAGGGUGCUUUCAGAGAAAAUUAAGUUUUUCUUUCGAUAAGUAUGACACAGGAGUAACAUUCAAUAAACUUUUCUAAAUAGGAAUUGUGUACCCCUUUGACUAAGUAUGUCAGUUCACAAAGGAAAUUAUUUUACUGGAAAAAAAAAAUUAAGGAAAAAAACUGAUCCACAAAUGUAAUUUGAGUUAACUUAAUUUUAAAAGUUAAAGAAAAUGUCUUAGUUACUCCUUAGCAGAUUACUUUAUAUCAGAAACUUGAAAAGCAGUUAAAAACCUGAAAGUAGAAGUAGAUUAAUACAAAAGAGACACAGCUAAGUGAAUGUGGUUGUUGGACAAGUGCUUUGUGAGUGGCAGAAAGCAAAUUAUGGUCAUUGAUUUGUAAGUCAUUUAUACCAUUUUGAUCCUCAAUUAUCCAAACAUCUAGGUAGGAAAUAUCUAUUGAAAUGUUAUUCAUCUUUUUUAUGUUCUUUUUAAAAAAUUAAAAUUCUGAAAUUUAUAGAAAAGUUGCAAGUAAAGUUCACAGUUUUUUUCCCUGAACUAUUUGGAACUAGUUGAUGACAUGGUGUCCCAUCACCUGUGUCCUCAAAGGAAGACAUUCUCUUACACAACUACAAUGCAAAGUGUUAUCAUCAGGAAAGUAAUAUUAGCACAUUACCAUCUAAUCCUCAGAUGCUUCACCCCAUUCCCAUUUAACCAGUUGUCCUAGUAAUGUCCUUUAUAGCAAAAGGAUCCAGUCAGAAUCAUGCCUUGCCUUUAGAUGUCAGGCAUCUUUAUUCUCCUUCAAUUUCAAACAAGUCCUUAUUUUUUUGUUUUUUUUGACUUGGCAGUUUUGAAGAUUACAGGCUAGUUUUGUAGUAUAUCCCUCGUUUUGAGUUUUUCUUGUAUUUCUUUAUGGUAAGAUUCAGGUUAUGCCUUUUUGGGAGAAAUAGAUGUGAUGUAUCCUUAUUUCAUCCUAUCACCAGUUAAUAAUUUUGAUUUGUCCCAUUUCUGACGGUGUGUUAGGUGGUAUCUGCCAGACUUCUCCAAUGUAAAGUUACUCUUUUUCUGUAUGUAAAUAAGUAGUUUGUGGGAAGGUAGCUUCAAAGUACUACUUUGUUUUUCAUCAGAUUUGCAAUUUAUUUAUGUCAGUAUCAUCUCAUACUUAACUGUUUUAUCCAUUGGAUUAAAAACUAUUAUUCUCAUUACUUUUAUGUUCAAAAUUAUUCCAAAUUUGACCAGUGGAAAACCAUUGUAAGUGGCUCCUGUGCCCUUUUGACAUGUCCCCAUCAUUCUUGGAGCAAUUUCUUACUUUCUGGCACAAGAUACAUCAGGCUUAUCAUGCUUUCCCUUCCCCAGCUCAAGAAUCGGCCGUUUUUUCAAGAAGCCUUGAUUCUCUUCAGUGGAGAAGUAUUUAGAAGCCAAGAUAUGUGUGCUAGGUGUGCUUAUUACUAUUGGGGUGCGUGCGUAUAAUGUAUAUAUUUACAUUCAUAUUUCUAAUCUGUGUAUAUUGAAAAUUAAAGAGUUCACACUGAUACUUUCAAUUCCAGUCUCAUGAGGGUCAUUUUAGUUUUAUCUCUUUCCAUAUUUCUAACUCCCUUAAACCAUAGUGAGAAACCUGGUUCCUAUUAUCCUUAAUACAUUUGACUUCCUAUUUGAGGCCAACUUCCCGUGUGAAUACCUUCCUUACCCUGCUCAGGUUCCAACACCAUGCCAAGCAGGAUGCCUUCCUCAACCUUCUUGGGCCCUAGAGACCCUACUGUGGGCCACUGCAGCUCACCCACAUCCUUUAGCAAGAUGCUUACCUUGCUCAGCUACACCCAGUAGCUUUAGGACUGAAUUGUUGGGGAAGAGAUUUCUUUUUACAUUUAAUCGGCCUCUGUCUUUGAGUUUUUAUUUUUUAAUUUUAUUGUGUUUUAGGUGAAAGUUUACAGUGCAAAUUAGUUUCUCAUUCAAAAAUUUAUACACAAACUUUUGAGAUAUUUAUUGUAAUCCCUGCCAUGUAUCAGCACUCCCCCCCCUUUCCAUUUCUACCUUGGGUUCGCCAUGUCCAUUUGUCCAGUUUUCCUGUCCCUUCCUGCCAUCUCGUCUUUGCUUUUGGACAGGUGUUGCCCAUUUGGUCGUGUGUACUUGAUUGAACUAAGAAGCACAUUUCUCACAUGUGUUAUUGUCUGUUUUGUAGUCCUGUCUAAUUACUGGCUAAAAGGUAGGUUUCGGGAGUGGCUUCAGUUCUGAGUUAGUAGGCUUUCUGGGGGUCAUGGUCUCAGGGGUUCCUCCAGUCUCUGUCAGACUAGUAAGUCUGGUCCUUUUUUUGUGAACUUGAAUUUUCUUAGACAUUUUUUUCCCCACCUUAUUCAGGACCCUCUAUUGUGAUCCACCUACCCUGUAGAUGAUCAUAGCUGGGCACCGUCUAGAUCUGGCUCAGGAUAUCCGGUGGAGGCUGUGGUUCAUGUGGCCCAUUAGUCCUUUGGACUGGUAUUUUUCUUGUGUCUUUGGUUUUCUUCAUUCUCCUUUGCUCCAGAUGGAACAGGACCAAUAGAUGUAUCUUAGAUGGCUGUUUGCAGGCUUUUAAGACCCUUAACACUUCCCACGAAAGUAGGAUGUAGAACAUUUUCUUUAAGAACCGUAUUAUGCCAGUUGACCUAUGUGUUCCAAGACCGUGGUCCUGAGCCCUGAGCCCCAAUAACUCGGUCCCUCAGAAUUUUUGGAUGGUUCUAGGAAGCUUCCAUGACUUUGCCUUGGUCAAGUUGUGCUGACUUCCCCCAUAUUGUGUUGUCUUUACCUUCAUCAAAGUUAAUACUUGUUUACUAUCUAGUUAGUGAUUUCCCCUCCCCACCCCUCACAUCCCUCAUAACCAUCAAAGGUUUUUUUUUUUUUUUUUGUGAGUAAACCUUUUCUUGGGUUUUUAUAAUAGUGGUCUCAUACAAUAUUUGUCCUUUUGUGAUUGACUUAUUUCACUGAGCAUAAUGCCCUCCAGAUUCAUCCAUGUUGUGAGAUGUUUCAGAUUCAUUGUUGCAUACAGUUCCAUUGUAUGUAUGUACCAUAAUUUAUCCGUUGGUCUGUUGAUAGGCAUGUAGGUUUCCAUCUUUUUGCUGUUGUGAAUAAUGCUGCAGUGAACAUGAAUGUGCAUAUGUCUAUUUGUGUGACAGCUGUUAAUUUCUCUAGGAUAUAUUCCUAGAAGUGAGAUUGCUGGAUUCUAUGGUAUUUAUAUUUCUAGCUUUUUAAGAAGGUGCCAUAUCGUUUUCCAUAGUGGUUGUAUGAUUUUACAUUCUUACCAACAUGAGUUCCAGCCUCCCCACAAGAUCUCCAACAUUUGUUAUUUUAUAUUUUUUUGAUUAGUUAGUGCCAGUAAUGUCGGGGAGAGAUGGUAUCUCAUUGUAGUUUUGAUUUACAUUUCUCUAACAGUGAAUGAUCAUGAGCCUUUCUUCAUGUGUCUCUUAGCUCCCUGAAUGUCUUCUUCAGUCAAGUGUCUGUUCAUAUCCUUUGCCCAUUUUUUUUUUUAAAUUGGAUUGUCUUUCUGCUAUUGAGAUGCCAACGUUUUCUAGCAGUUUGAGAGAUUAGAUCCAUAUUGGAUGCGUUGUAGCCAAAAUUCUUUUUCCCAGUGUAUAGGUUCUCUUAUUACUCUUUUAGUGAAGUUUUUUGAUGAGUGUGUUUAAUUUUUAGAAGUACCCAGUUGUCCAGUUUAUCUUCUGGUGUUUGUGCAUUGUUAACUAGGGUUUGUAUUCUCUUUAUGCCAUGCAUUAGGGCCCUGAAUGUUGUCCCUCUGACAUUUUUAAAGUUUAUUUUUU